GAUUCCGCGUAGCCCCGCCCCUCCGCGUUGUCUAUUUAUAAUAAUGCAACAGCAGCUAUUUGACAGUUACUGUAGGAACAGAUGCAGCACCACCAACACAGCUCUAACUACAGCUUCACCUCAAUGGACGCAACUUCAUCCGUUACUCAGACAUAACCUGCAUUUCAAUUUUCAUUUCAGCCUUCACUGUAGGCUACAUACCUCCAACCGCUGUCUCUGCUCUUUAAUAUUAACCUGACAUUUAAAAACACAAUGACAGAAGGGAACAACAUGCCAGAAGGUGACACAGCGGGUAAGGAUGAGGUCCCCGCCGCCGUGCCCGCAGAGGAGAAGCGGCCGCAGGAGGAGGAGGAGGAUGGGGAGAAGAAGAAGGAGAACGGGGACAGCAAAGUGACCGUCCCGGAACAAACCGCGGCUCCGGGGGCAGAGGAGGUCGAGUUUGUGCACCCCGAGGGCGGCUGGGGUUGGGUGGUAAUGCUGGCUGCGAUGUGGUGUAAUGGCUCGGUGUUCGGUAUCCAGAACGCCUUCGGUAUACUCUUCCUCUCCCUCAUCCGAGAGUUCGGCUCCGAGACAGAUGAAGACCUCCGCUUCAGGACAUCGUGGGUGGGCUCCCUCUCCAUGGGGAUGAUCUUCUUCUGCUCUCCCAUCGUCAGCGUCUUCACCGACGUCCUCGGCUGCAGAAUUACUGCAGUGGGCGGUGCUGCUGUCGGCCUGGUCGGCCUCCUGGCCAGCUCCUUUGUCACGUCCCUGGGUCCCAUGUACUUCACCUAUGGCAUUGUGUUCGCCUGCGGCUGCUCUUUCGCCUACCAGCCCAGCCUGGUCAUCCUCGGUCACUACUUCAAGAAGCGCCUGGGCCUGGUAAACGGCAUUGUGACCGCCGGCAGCAGCCUCUUCACCAUCACCCUGCCCUUCGUGCUGUCGGGCCUGCUGGAGAAAGUGGGCCUCCAGAACACCAUGCGCGUCCUCUGCAUCCUUAUGUUUGUGCUGAUGCUGGCCGGCUUCACAUACAAGCCCCUGCUGCCGGUCAAACCCUCAAACACCCGCACAGGCAGCCGGUGCCCACCUUUGAGCCGGAUCUUUAACAUCAAUAUCUGGAAGUCUUUGGGAUAUCGCAUUUGGGCAUUCGGUAUCCCCGCAGCCCUCUAUGGCUACUUUGUGCCUUAUGUUCACCUGAUGAAGCAUGUGGAGGAGCGUUUUGGAGUUGAUGCCAAUAAAGAAGUUCUGCUCAUGUGUAUCGGCAUCACAUCCUGCGUGGGCCGUCUCAUCUUUGGCCAGGUGGCAGACUAUGUCAAUGGAGUCAACAAAGUCUACCUGCAGGUAACUUCCUUCUUCGUUAUCGGCCUCAUGUCCAUGAUGAUCCCUCUGUGCCACGUCUUUGGCGGGCUGAUCGCCGUAUGCCUGCUGAUGGGGCUGUUCGACGGCUGUUUCAUCUGCAUCAUGGCCCCCAUUGCCUUUGAGCUCGUUGGGGCAGAUGACGUGUCCCAGGCUAUCGGCUUCCUGCUGGGCCUGAUGUCCGUGCCCAUGACUGUGGGACCCCCCAUCGCAGGCUUCCUGAGGGACAGACUGGGCAGCUACGAUGUAGCCUUCUACCUGGCAGGCAUCCCCCCGAUCAUCGGAGGAGCUGUGCUGUGUCUGAUACCGUGGGUGGAGGCCAGGCGCAGAAGGAGGGAGAAAGAGGAGGCCCUGAACCGGGACCAGGAAGUCAGCCAGAAGAUGAUAGAGCAUGAGAAGGCUCAGGAAGACGCACAAUGCAAAACUGGAGAGUCUGUCCUCUAAGAGCCCCGCUGAAACAGACUGAAAGAGAAACACAUGGGGUCAGACUGAGACUGCUGAGAUACACUAUCUGUGUUUUUAGCCAAGAUUAUAAAAGACUGCCUUCUGUGGGAGAAUGUCGGAAAAUGCCAAAGCGAUGAAACAUAUCAGAAAGAGACGUGAAUGUGAUCCUGAAGAACUAUGCAUUAGAUUGUUCAAUUAGAGAAAACUUGAAGUUUCAAAUGAAAAUGGAGAAAGCUGCACAUUUAGUAUUUGUCACAAGGGAACGAAGGCAUGCUGUGUUUACUACAAACGCAGUGUGAAAGCUGCUUAUUCAGUCUUUAGCCAGUGUCUCCACCAAAACCAACACUUUCAGAUGGCAUUCUUAAGGGAAAGGUGGACUUAUUCUUUACAAUCCGUCUUCAACACUACCAUAUGUUUUUAGAUGUAGGAAUAUGGCAUAAAAAGAACAUAUUGGAUUAUAGAAGAAAUGUUUGUGAAUUUAACUUGAUUUAGCCUCAGUCAGUAUCUCUGUUUUGUGUAAGAGCAAACCCAACCGGUCUGCUAAAGAUUUCUCCUUAAACCUGCCAUCUUUAUUGUCUUCAGCGUCCCCUUAGACAGGGGUCUUAGAGCAUACCAAAAUUGUAAAUACUGGGGGUAAUCUGUUGAUAGUAAUCUAAAGAGAGAGAUUUAGUGUUAGUCAUGAAGCUCUGGGAUCAGCUGUAAAGGUGCCCAGACACUUCAAGGGAAGCAGCUUUAAAAGCACAAUGAUUUUACAUUCAGACAUGCAGCUCGGUCCCCCCAGGCUGGAUCCAGGAAGUCUGAUCUUUUGUACAACUGACUCUACCCAAGGUUGGAUUACCAACCUGGCAAGGCAGGACCACAGACCCCAAUCCAGGUUUACCAUGUUGCAUUAAGCUUGUGGUUAUACUGUAUGCACCACUAAAGCACAGAAUGAACUGAAGUGAUAGGGACCUUAGGGAUUACUGGGGUCCCAUUGUGUGUAGGGGAUCCGAGGUGAAAUCAACAUUUAAGGCAUUUAUUAUUGAAGUUUAUAUUGUGCUUACUGGUGUAUAUUCCUAAAAAAGUGCUUAAUUAAAUGACCACAAACUAAUUAUUAAGUAGUACAAAAAAAAUAUUCAUGCAGAGAGGUUGUUUGUAUAUUGAACCGUGUGUCUGAAAAAUCUCGACAGGGUUCACGUGGCAACGUUAUUAUUACAUUAAUAACUUUAAAGGAAUAGUUUGACUUUCUAGGACAUACGCUUAUUCUCAAUUAGACAAUCGACCCCACUCUCAUAUCUGCCCCUUAAAUGUAUAGCUACUACUCACAGCCAGUUAGCUUAGCACCAAGAGUGGAAACUACUAGGCUAGUCUUGUAAGCAUGUUUCCCAAAAUGUCAAAUUAUUCCUCUAAACUCUUAGCCAGCACAAGUACAACCUAAAUAUUAAUUCAUAAGGAACAUAUUAACAUUGUGUUUGUGUACAUGUCUAUUAAUUGACUAUAGUAUUGACAUUAAGCAGUAUUUCUUUUAAAACAACCAGUGGCGACACUUGUUUUUUAAAAGUUGAUAUUUAAUUUGGUCCAGUAUUUUGCGUAUAUACUUUGAUUGUGCGACAUUAAGUUACUAUGUCGGGCCUCUGGUUAAAGUGGAAAAAAGCUCAUAUGCUUCCUAGUAUGGAAGUAGUAGAGUAGCUGACGCGGUCCGGGUCAUACAACAGUCACUGUGUCAGCAACUAGAAAUGGGACGAUAUUAUUGCGUAUAAUUGUGAAUAUUUGAUUGAUUGAUUUAUUUUGAAUUACCACAAGGGGGAGCUCACAUCUUUCGGCAAUUAUAAGGCUCGGCUUCCCGGAUGUGUGGAAAUAGAAGAAGAAGAAGGACUGGGAGAUGAGGUUUCUUAUUUGUGAUGCGAUAUAAGAUAGAGUAAUUCCAGUAUGUUUUAGUGCCAUUUAAAAACUACAUUUUGAUGAUUUUCGGGAUAAUAUCAGGAAUUAUUUUGCCCAGAAUUAUUGUGACAUUUUCAUAUCGUCCCAUGCCUAUCAACAACCUGCUUGGAUGAAUGAUCUCUUAAAAGGACCAAAAAAUGAAUAAAAUACUGGUGCAUAUGUAGUUCUUCACCACACACAUUUACCUACAGUAUCUAGUCUCUGCUAUUUGAAAUAGAACUGAGGACACGAGUUUGACUGAUCAUUGACUAUGUGACCGUUAGUCGAGUUUAGUCAGGCUAAUAAUUAACUGUGUACCCAGUUUACUGACCUUCAGUAGAAAGGUGUUUGUUUUAUGUUUUCAUAUUGUAUUUAUUUUGUUGUUUUUGUGGAGAAUGUCAUGCUGUAAUUGACGGGCGUUUGCCCAGAUCCUCGAUUUCAUUUACUGACGACCAAAAUGUGCUGAAAUGAAAAAUGGCUGAAAGUGAAUUCACCCUGAUUUCUUGCUGUCAUAUACGUCUCCCUGAAGCCUACAGGUAGUGUCAGCAAACCAUCUGUUAGGAAGUGACCCAUCAGUCCGUCACUGUUGGAAAACUCAGAGACCUUUUGGAUACAACAUUGAGUUCCUGUGGGUUGAUGAUGUUUCCUCUGCAGACCUGUGACACUGUCUACCUCAGAUGUUGUAAAAGCGUAGAGCUCUUCCCAUCCCUGGUCCUCCUGAGAGCAGUGUGACUGCAGGAAAUAAAAUGAUCUAGCUGUCCAAGCUUUGUUCUUUAAUGAAGUGCUUGCUGCUCGCAACCAGAAAUGCCUUUUUUUUUAAUGAAACGUUGACGGCGUUUACAACUCUUUUCCUUGCGGAAUAUAUAUUUUUUAAAGACGUGCAUGGCUGUUUAUAGCAGUUUAUUUCAAGACUGUUUUUAUCUUUCCCGUUGUAGUGCUAGUAACCAAUGACAGCCUGAGGAAUUUCAUGCCAAAGAAAUGAAUUUGUACCUCUGAAUUCUGAUUGUAAACCUCUUUGCCAUACACACAUUUACAUGUUUUGUUAUGCUUAAUAAUCAUUUUUAUUUACUAAUGUAUAUCAUACUGCUUCUUAGAAUGUAGCAUCUGUGGCAUCCAAAGACACAUUUUGAAAAAGUAAAACAAAUUGCAUGAUUUAUUUCUUUUCAGUAAUGACUUUAGACCAAAUCUUUGACACAAAUUGUCUUAUUAAAUAGCUUUUUCCUAUUUCUGUCUUGAUAGUGUCUACAGCUGCUGGCAAACAGGAGUUUUAUUGCAUUUUAUUUCUAAUUUGCUGUUAUUAUUUUGGCUUGCCCUCAUCUAAUCCAACUGGCUUUAUCAGAAUAUCCAUAUGUUUGCAUUUUGUUUUCGCUGCAAGUACAGAUAAAGAUUUACUUUGUUAAAGCUUUGCAUCUUUGCUACUUUCAUCCCUUUUUUACAUAAUUUAUGUCUUAAUUUCUCUUCACUUGUUGCUUAGUUUUGUUUGUAUAUUCAAGUUACCCAAAAUGUUUUCUACUAAAAUAUUACUUCUCCUGUGUGCUGCAGGAUGUGUGGUGAACUACAGUAUAUGCUAUGUAAUAUUAUGUAAACACAAUCAGAUUUCAAUAUUUUCAAGACAGUAAAAAAAGAAAGAUGUUAAAAUUU
Morone saxatilis (striped sea-bass) is the source of this 5316-nucleotide messenger RNA. It is a transcript of the gene slc16a10, whose product is annotated as solute carrier family 16 member 10. Gene Ontology annotation, molecular function: monocarboxylic acid transmembrane transporter activity. Gene Ontology annotation, biological process: transmembrane transport. The record is from RefSeq and is a predicted model, not a curated record. NCBI's taxonomy places the organism in Eukaryota, Metazoa, Chordata, Actinopteri, Moronidae. The transcript has 6 exons. The coding region runs from base 253 to 1776 and encodes 507 amino acids.